This is a messenger RNA of Saccharomycodes ludwigii, 1086 nucleotides long. RefSeq names its product fructose-bisphosphate aldolase FBA1 (gene FBA1). Gene Ontology annotation, cellular component: cytosol. Bases 1 to 1086 code for a protein of 361 amino acids. Gene Ontology annotation, molecular function: zinc ion binding; fructose-bisphosphate aldolase activity. Lineage: Eukaryota; Fungi; Ascomycota; Saccharomycetes; Saccharomycodales; Saccharomycodaceae. The transcript has a single exon. The record is from RefSeq and is a predicted model, not a curated record. Gene Ontology annotation, biological process: glycolytic process; gluconeogenesis.
AUGGGUGUCGAAGAAGUUUUAUCUAGAAAGACCGGUGUUAUUGUCGGUGAAGAUGUUCACAAGUUGUUCAAAUAUGCUCACGAAAAAGGUUUCGCUAUCCCAGCCGUUAACGUUACCUCUUCCUCCACUGUUGUUUCCGUUUUGGAAGCUGCUAGAGACUCCAAAUCUCCAAUCAUCAUUCAAACCUCUAACGGUGGUGCUGCUUACUUUGCUGGUAAGGGUAUUGCUAACACUAACCAAUACGCUUCUAUCCACGGUGCUAUUGCCGCCGCCCACUAUGUUAGAUCCAUUGCUCCAAGUUACGGUGUCCCAGUUGUUUUGCACACUGACCACUGUGCCAAGAAAUUGUUGCCAUGGUUUGAUGGUUUGUUAGAUGCUGAUGAAGCUUACUACAAGCAACACGGUGAACCAUUGUUUUCCUCUCAUAUGUUGGAUUUGUCUGAAGAACCAGAUGAAGAAAACAUUGGUUUGUGUGCUAAGUACUUCAAGAGAAUGAGCAAGAUGGACCAAUGGUUGGAAAUGGAAAUUGGUAUCACUGGUGGUGAAGAAGAUGGUGUUAACAACGAACACAUUCACGCUUCUCGUUUGUACACUACUCCAGAAACUGUUUACAAGGUUCACGAAGCUUUGUCCAAGAUUUCUCCAAACUUUUCUAUUGCUGCCUCUUUCGGUAACACUCACGGUAUGUACAAACCAGGUAAUGUUGUUUUGAAACCAGAAUUGUUGGGUGACUAUCAAAGUUACGCUGCCAAGCAAUUGGGUUUGAAAGAAGGUUCUAAACCAUUGUUUUUGGUUUUCCACGGUGGUUCCGGUUCCAGUGACAAAGAAUUCACCACUGCCAUCAAAUUUGGUUGUGUCAAGGUUAACUUGGAUACUGAAUUGCAAUAUGCUUACUUGACUGGUAUCAGAGACUACAUCUUGACCAAGAAGGACUAUCUUUCUUCCACUGUCGGUAACCCAGAAGGUGCUGGUAAGCCAAACAAGAAGUACUUUGACCCAAGAGUCUGGGUUAGAGAAGGUGAAAAGACUGAAACUGAAAAGGUUAAGGAAAGACUUCACGUUUUUAACGCUGACGGUCAAUUGUAA